Molecule: messenger RNA, 2865 nt
Organism: Plasmodium berghei ANKA
Lineage: Eukaryota; Apicomplexa; Aconoidasida; Haemosporida; Plasmodiidae
Product: serine/threonine protein phosphatase 7
Exons: 16
Coding region: 1-2865 (954 amino acids)
Cellular component (GO): nucleus; cytosol
Molecular function (GO): protein binding; protein serine/threonine phosphatase activity; calcium ion binding
Source: RefSeq, a predicted model, not a curated record
AUGAAUGUUUAUAGCGUUAAAGACAUUGUUAUGGUAUAUGGCCACAAAGCAACAGUUCAAUGGAUUGAGUAUUUAUCCAAUACAAAUAACAAAAAUGAAACAAAUAAAAUAUAUGCAGUGAAAUAUUUAAACAAAAAUGGCUAUAUGGAUGGAAUAUACAGGGGAAAGAAAAUGUUUACCCCUGAAAAUGGAUUAAUAGUAAUAUGCUCCCAUGAGUCUAUAAAACCGUAUAAUACUGAAGAAAGCGCUUGUAUAUUUAUACAAAAAAUUUAUCGAGGAUAUCGUUCUAGAAAAGAAUUCCAUACAAAUGUUUGUUGCAAAGUUUGGAGAAAGUUUGAAGAUUUACAUGAAAAUAUAGUUCUGAACAAUCAUGAAGAAAUUUAUAUCCCUUUAAUGAAAAAAAUAAAUGAAGAUAUACAAAGUGGUAUUAUUCAAUUUAAUUCCAAAUAUUUUUCAAGUAAUUCUAAUCAGAUUUCUUCUGGUUCUACUAUCUCAUACCAGAUGUCUUAUGAUUCUAACAUUCCAAAACUGAAGGAUAAAGUAAACAGGAAAUUUGCCAUUGAACUUUUUAAUUUUUUAUUAAUCACAAAAAAUUAUGUGCUCCCUAUCAGUAUGGUAUAUAAAAUUUUAAAUGAAACUAAAAAAAUGCUUUCAGAAAAUAUCAAAAGCUCUGUAUUAAAUUUGGAUUUAACUAAAAAAUCGAAAGACACAAAACUGGUUGUAUUAGGAGAUGUCCAUGGACAACUAAAUGAUGUUUUGUGGCUCUUCAACCGAUUUGGAUUACCCUCGUCAAACAACAUCUAUAUAUUUAAUGGUGAUAUUGCGGAUAGGGGGCAAAACGCUGCCGAAAUAUUUUUUCUUUUAUUUGCUUUUAAACUAAGUAAUUAUGAUAGUGUAAUAAUUAACAGAGGGAAUCAUGAAUGCUCUUAUAUGAAUGAAGUGUAUGGAUUUCAUAAUGAAGUUCUCUCUAAAUAUGACGAGUCUGUAUUUGACAUAUUUCAAGAAAUAUUUGAACUAUUAAGUUUAUCAGUGAAUAUUCAAAACCAAAUAUUUGUAGUACAUGGUGGACUGAGCAGAUAUCAGGAUUUAUCGGUGAAAGAUAUUGACAAACUAGAUCGAAAAAAACACGAAAUUCUUCAUCCUGAAAAAUAUGAAGAUACAAUAAUUUUUGAUUUGCUAUGGUCCGAUCCUCAAAAAGAUAAAGGUAUUGGAGGUAAUGCACGAGGAAAUAAUUGUAUAGCAUUUGGACCGGAUGUAACAGAAUCAUUUUUAAAAAAAAAUAAAUUUGAUAUUAUAAUUAGAUCACAUCAAGUUCCCAAAACAUUAAAAGGUAUUGAAAGUCAUCAUGAAGGGAAAUGUAUUACUUUAUUUUCUGCAUCUAAUUAUUGUAACAAAAUAAAAAACUUAGGAGCAGCUAUUAUAUUUAAUCAAGACUUAACUUUUGAAGUUCAUGAGUACAUGUCUCCAUCUCUUGAUGUGAUUAGAGAAACUUUUGAAGAAAAUCAAAAAUUGCGAGAAAAGGUUUUAAAUUCUUCUAAUAUUUUGGAGCUUGAAAAAAAUGAACAACGAAACAGCAAACAGAUCCCUCCCGAAGGAGCAUUAACUGAUAUAUUGAAUUUUUUGAGCACACUUAUAUGUAAUGAAAAAAAUAAUCUUUGGAAUAAUUUGUAUGAAAAAGACAAAGAAAACACUGGAAAAGUUCAUAUAAAUACAUGGAGGGAGGAACUGGAAAAACUUACUAAAACGAAAAAUGUACCAUGGAUUUAUUUAUGUAAAAAAUUUAAAAUGAUUGAAAAUAAUCAUGUAAAUUAUAAUAAUGUUCUAAGCCGAUUUAAAAUUAAUUAUGAUCCGGGUCAAACAUUUUUAAAAUCCGAAUGGAAAAAUGAAUGUUUUGAACAUUUAUAUGAAGCUUUACUAAAAGCAGAUUUAAGCUUAAGAGAAACAUUGAUGAUAUUCGAUAAAAACUUAGAUGGAAAAGUAUCUUUUUCAGAAUUUGAACAAGUCUUAAAAGAUUUAAAUAUCAAUCUCUCAGCUGAACAAGUCAGAAUAUUAAUGCGUUUGAUUAAUAGUAACUCAUUAUGUAACAAAAAUAGGAUUCAAGAAAAUGAUAAAAUAGAUGUAGCUGAAUUUAUUGGUAAAAUGAGAGUAUGUUAUCGUUUAGCUAUAAAUAAAGAAUAUAUUAACAAUGCGAAGGUUCAAAAAUUAAUUGAAACAAUUGGAAAACAUAUAUUAGCUGAUAGUUCAGAAAUUGCAAACUUCCAUUAUCGUUUUUAUGAAGAACAAGAUGAAUCAGAAAAUGCAGAUAGAAGAAAAAGAUCUAGUGUGAUUAAAUCUGUUGCAUUAUUUCAAAAAUUUAAAAAUUUUGACAAAUUUGGAGAUGGUUAUUUAGAUUAUUCUGAUUUUGUAAAGGCAAUAAAAAAUUUUGACAUGGACAAGAUAAGUAAAGAGGCGGGAUUUGAAGUGGAUGAUGAAAUAUUGUUGGAGCUAGCUAAAUCGAUAGAUAUAACAAAAUCAUCUAAAAUUAAUUUUUUGGAAUUUUUACAAGCUUUUUAUGUUGUUAAUAAAAGUAAAUAUUCUUAUGUUGACGAGAUAUGGUGCCAUAUAUGCACAGUUAUAUAUGAAAACAAGUUUGCUCUCAAGAGGUGCAUAAAAAAUUUAGAGGAUAAUUUUCACGGGAAAAUCACAAGCAUCCAACUUAGGCACAUACUGUUAGAACUUAAUAAGUUAUUGCAGGAGCAGAAACACUCCAAAAGCAAGCCUUUAACUGAAGAACAGAUAGAUCUUUUGUCUUAUAUCGUUGAAACGGACGAAUCUAUUAACUAUGAUGAAUUCUUUAAUUCAUUCAAACCUGUCUAUUAUAUAUGA